CUCUGGGUUUAGAAACUGGUUUAGCAUUGUCUGGAAUUUAUUCCUCCGGACUAAACAUUGAGUUUAUUAAAACUUUGUCAUGGUUUCUACAUUUUACAACGAAAAGUUGAACUACAACAAAAGUAAGUUCGAACAAGUUGACAAUUCGGCUAUUAAAGUACUAGCUAACUACACCGAAAGUAAAAGCUACCGGCUACGACGACAGCAGGAUAUUUAUUCUCUACUUGCGCUGACGCUAGCUAACGUGCUAGCCAGUUCAGUUGACUAACGUUAGCCAUUCGAAGCGUAGGAGGACUAGUAUGCGGGAGGACGACGUUGCUAGUCAACGUUAGUAGCCAUGGCCAUUGUUGUCUUGUGCUAGUUGUCGUUACAUUACCUAGCCAGCUGCUUGUUUGAUGUUAUGUUGAAAAUAUAUGGAUGGCUAGCUUUGGGAACAUCAACAGCAGACAACAUUGAGACCUCUGGAAAUCAGCUGACAGCUGCAGGCAGCCAAGGAGACCAGUGAUGGAUCAACUGAAAGUCAUGGACCGAAUAUUGGAAAACAUUAAUUUGUCUGUCAAGAAGGUAAGACUGAUAUCAAGUCUAUGCACAUAGCUAGUUAGCUCCUCUUCAUGUUAGUAAGAUCAGCUAGCUCUAACUUAUUUGAAGAUAGUAAACAUGAGUAUUACUCUGCUUGCCAUGAUAAGUGGGCCUGACUCAUGGUAGAAAACAGUUGCUGACUAUCUGUAAGGUCCUUGAAGAUUGUUUGUUGUUUAGCUAACGUUAAACACAUGGAUUACGUUUGUAUUGUCAUGGGUGUUUUGUUUACUAGCUAACGUUAUCUAGCUAGCUGACACUGUUGUAUUGGCCAAUGCUGUCAUGUAAACAAACACUAUUUCUUGCUACUAACAUUCUGAGUCACGGCCAAUUCAGCAACCCUCGGGUAGCUAGGUCUAUUUGAAGGCCAAAAUAACUUUUGUUGCUUAUAGCAUUUGACUUAUGGGUUACUUAAUAAAUUAGGCUAAACCCUGUUUGAAUGUUGACAUUCAUCCUUUGCAUAAACCUGUGCGGUGUUAACGUUCAGUCCCAUCCUUCCAAAGUAUUUGCACUGUGCAGACUGACAGUGCUUAAUAGACCUUGCCUGGUGUGAUUUUCUAGUCCUCUCUUACUUAUAUUCUGUUUGUUCCUGUUCCCAGUCUAAUGGUCACAUGAUCAUCAUCAGGUGACUGGAAUUUAUUAAGAUUCCACAUUCCUGUAUAUUCAGUCAGUGCUGUUAAACUAGUAUUUUCAGAGGUUACGAACAAAAGUCUGAUUUAAUGCUUUUAAGUCAGUCAUAGUAAUACCAUUUAGUGGAUCAGAUGUACUGUAGCAUUUAUCCAAUUUCAGGCUCCAUGCUUGUCGAGAUCUGUCAAUAUUUGAUGUAUGAGGUACUCCUCUCAACAUCUCAUGAAGAAGAUAUCCCCAUAUUUCUAGUUCGGCUGUGGGCCUAGUACUCUUAUCAGCGCCACAUGUUUUGUGCCCCGACUGCAGUUGCAGAGCUACUUUGCUGCCUGUGAGGAUGAAACUCCAGCCAUCCAGAAUCACGACCGGGUCCUACAGCGACUGUGCGAGCACCUUGACCAUGCUCUUCUCUAUGGGUAAGAAGACUGAGAGCCAAAUCUGCACAGUGCUUUAAUACAUCCUAACUCUGAACUCUCAUGUUCUGUACAUUGCAGGCUGCAGGAUAUCUCCUCAGGUUACUGGGUACUGGUCCUACACUUCACCCGCAGGGAAGCGGUCCGGCAGGUCGACGAGCUCCAGCACAUAGCAACCAACCUUGGGCGAAGUUAGAACAACAUAAUUUUUACAGCUUUCUUACGCACACAUCAACAUACAUGGUCAGUCUUGUGGGCAACCUGAGAGACAAACGUUUCACAGCAGUAAACCCUAAUACACGCAUACAUGCCAUUUCUGUCAAUCAAUUCAUACACCUCCAUUUACUGUGAUAAAGUGAAUUACAAUUGUUAGCCAGUGGUUUGGCAAAUGUAAGUUCCUCUUGUGUAACAUGCCAGAAAUGUAGCACAAGAGAAUGUUGUUGUUUGAGGUCAGGAUUACAGUAAUUACCAUUGGGGUUUGCACAUGUAUGUUUCUCCUUUUACAGAGAGGUUUCUUUGCAGGCCUACUUAUUUGCAAGUUCAGGCAGGAAAUAAAUAAUACAUGGUACAAGUAAAUAUGCCCACGUUUGUUUCUAUUUCUUUUCUGUGCAGGUCGUGCCUGGCUAUACCUAGCACUAAGUGAGAGCUCCUUAGAAAGCUACCUCCGUCUCUUCCAAGAGAACCAAGGAUUGCUGCAGAAGUAUUACUUAAAGUGAGUGUUCUUACACAAAGAGCGCUAUAUUAUGCAUUUAGACUAAAAUCGAAUCAAAUUCUGUCACGUGCCGAAUACGACGGGUGUAGACUUUACUAUGAAAUGCUUGCUUACGAGCGUGUCCCAACUAUGCAGAGUUAAAAGAUAGUAACACAAGGAAUAACAAAAACACAAUAAUUAAUAUAUAUAUAUAUAUAUAUAUAUAUAUAUAUAUAAAUAUACACAUACACUACCAGUCAAAAGUGUAGACAAACCUACUCAUUCAAGGGUUUUUCUUUAUUUUUACUAUUUUUUACAUUGUAGAAUAAUAGUGAAGACAUCAAAACUAUGAAAUAACACAUAUGGAAUCAUGUAGUAACCAAAAAAGUGUUAAACAAAUAUAUUUUAUAUUUGAGAAUCUUCAAAGUUGCCACCAUUUGCCUUGAUGACAGCUUUGCACACGCUUGGCAUUCUCUCAACCAGCUUCAUGAGAUAGUCACCUGGAAUGCAUUUCAAUUAACAGGUGUGCAUUCUUAAGUUAAUUUGUGGAAUUUCUUUCCUUCUUAAUGCGUUUGAGCCAAUCAGUUGUAUUGUGACAAGGUAGGGGUGGUAUACAGAUGAUAGCCCUAUUUGGUAAAAGACCAAGUCCAUAUUAUGGCAAGAACAGCUCAAAUAAGCAAAGAGAAAUGACAGUCUAUCAUUACUUUAAGACAUGAAGGUCAGUCAAUCCGCAAAGUUUCUUCAAGUGCAGUCGCAAAAACCAUCAAGCGCUAUGAUGGAACUGGCUCUCAUGAGGACCGCCACAGGAAAGGAAGACCCAGAGUUACCUCUGCUGCAGAGGAUAAGUUCAUUAGAGUUACCAGCCUCAGAAAUUGCAGCCCAAAUAAAUGCUUCAGAGUUCAAGUAACAGACACAUCUCAACAUCAACUGUACAGAGGAGACUGCGUGAAUCAGGCCUUCAUGGUCGAAUUGCUACAAAGAAACCACUACUAAAGGACACCAAUAAGAAGAAGAGACUUGCUUGGGCCAAGAAACAUGAGCAAUGGACAUUAGACCGGUGGAAAUCUGUCCUUCGGUCUGAUGAGUCCAAAUUUGAGAUUAUUGGUUCCAACUGCCAUGUCUUUAUGAGACUCAGAGUAGGUGAACGGAUGAUCGCCGCAUGUGUGGUUCCCAACGUGAAGCAUGGAGGAGGAUGUGUGAUGGUGUGGGGGUGCUUUGCAUGUGACACUAUCAGUGAUUUAUUUAGAAUUCAAGGCACACUUAACCAGCAUGGCUACCACAGCAUUCUGCAGUGAUACGCCAUCCCAUCUGGUUUGCGCUUACAUUUCUGCACAAAUCGUCUCAGGGAAGCUCAUCUGCGUGCUCUGUGUCGCCAUCCCAUCUGAUUUGGGCUUAAUGGGACUAUCAUUUGUUUUUCAACAGGACAAUGACCCAACACACCUCCAGGCUGUGUAAGGGCUAUUUGAUCAAGAAGGAGAGUGAUGGAGUGCUGCAUCAGAUGAACUGGCCUCCACAAUCACCCGACCUCAACCCAAUUGAGAUGGUUUGGGAUGAGUUGGACUGCAGAGUGAAGGAAAAGCAGCCAACAAAGUGCUCAGCAUAUGUGGGAACUCCUUCAAGACUGUUGAAAAAGCAUUCCAGGUGAAACUGGUUGAGAGAAUGCCAAGAGUGUGCAAAGCUGUCAUCAAGGCAAAGGAUGGCUACUUUGAAGAAUCUAAAAUCUCAAAUAUAUUUUUUGGUUCCAUAUCUGUUAUUUCAUUGUUUUGAUGUCUUCACUACUAUUGUACAAUGUAGAAAAAAAUAAAGAAAAACCCUUGAAUGAGUAGGUGUGUCAACUUUUGACUGGUAGUGUGUAUAUAUAUGCAUAUGCAUGCAUACGUACAGUGCAUUCUGAAAGUAUUCAGACCCCUUGAUUUUUCCUACAUUUUGUUAACAUUACAGCCUUAUUCUAAAAUGGAUUAAAUUAGGUUUUUCCCUUAUCAAUCUACACAAAAUACCCCACAAUGACAAAGCAAAAGAAAAAAACUGGAAAUAUCACAUUUACAUAAGUAUUCAGACCCUUUACUCAGUACUUUGUAGAAACACCUUUGGCACUGAUUAGGACUCAGUUGGUAGAGCAUGGCGCUUGCAACGCCAGGGUUGUGGGUUUGGUUCCCACGGGGGGCCAGUAUGAAAAUGUAUGCACUCACUAACUGUAAGUCGCUCUGGAUAAGAGCGUCUGCUAAAUGUAAAAUGAUUACAGCCUCGAGUCUUCUUGGGUAUGACGCUACAAGCUUGGCACACCUGUAUUUGGGGAGUUUCUCCCAUUCUUCUCUGCAGGUCCUCUGUCAGGUUGGAUGGGGAGCGUCGCUGCACAGAUCUUUUCAGGUCUCUUCAGAGAUAUUCGAUCGGAUUCAAGCCCGGGCUCUGGCUGGGCCACUCAAGGACAUUCAGAGACUUGUCCCGAAACCACUCCUGCGUUGUCUUGGCUGUGUGGUUAGGGUCGUUGUCCUGUUGGAAGGUGAACAUUUGCCCGAGUCUGAGGUUCUGAGCGCUCUGGAGCCAGGUUUCCUCCAGACGUGACGCUUGGCAUUCAGGCCAAAGAGUUCAGUCUUGGUUUCAUCAGACCAGAGAAUCUUGUUUCUCAUGGUCUGAGAGUCCUUUAUGUGCCUUUUGGCAAACUCCAAGGCAGGCUAUCAUGUGCCUUUUACUGAGGAGGGGCUUCUGUCUGGCCACUCUACCAUAAAGGCCUGAUUGGUUGAGUGCUGCAGAGAUGGUUGUCCUUCUGAAAGGUUCUCCCAUCUCCACGGAGGAACUCUGGAGCUCUGUGAGAGUGACCAUCGUGUUCUUGGUCACCACCCUGACCAAGGCCCUUCUCCCCCAAUUGUUCAGUUUGGCCGGGUGUCCAGCUCUAGGAAGUGCCUUGGUGGUUCCAAACUUCUUCCAUUUAAGAAUGAUGGAGGCCACUGUGUUCUUGGGACCUUCAAUGCUGCAGACAUUUUCUGGUGCCAUUCCCCAGAUCUGUGCCUCAACACAAUCCUGUCUCGGAGCUCUACGGACAAUUCCUUCGACCUCAUGGCUUGGUUUUUGCUCUGGCAUUCACUGUCAACUGUGGGACCUUAUAUAGACCGGUGUGUGCCUUCCCAAAUCAUGUCCGAUCAAUUGAAUUUACCACAGGUGGACUCCAAUCAAGUUGUAGAAACAUCUCAAGGAUGAUCAAUGUAAACAGGAUGUACCUGAGGUCAAUUUCGAGUCUCCUGGCAAAGGGUCUUAAUACUUAUGUAAAUAAGGUGUUUUCUGUUUUUUUCCAACCUGUUUUCACUUUGUCAUAAUGGGUUAUUGUGUGUAGAUUGAGGAUUAUUUAAUAAUUCAUUUUAGAAUAAGGCUGUAACGUAAAAAAGUGGAAAAAGGGAAGGGGUCUGAACUUUCCGAAUGCAUCAUUACAUACAUAUGCAGGGAGUAUACAGUACCGGAUCGACUGGGAUAUUCUGUAAGGAUGUCAGUGAUCACUGCAAUUGCUUGUGUUAGAAAUACAAAAAUGACAAAAGGCAUACCCAGUUAUAUUUUUUUAUUACAUUUUAGACAGUUUGAUGAGCAGGCGUUCUUACAUGAUCUGUACCAUAAUAUUGACAGAGUAAGUCUGAUUCCCGAUGUUGACACUGCCUGGGACUAUUUUUAUAUGAGAUUUGUGUCCAUUUGUGAUAAGCAUGACCCUGUGAAGAAAUGUGGAAUCGGUGGAAGGGACAGUCCCUGGUUUUCAGAUAACUUGACAGAAUUAAUUAGAAAGAGAAAUGUCUCUUGGGCUCAAGCUAAACAUACAAAUGCUCCUGUUGACUGGGCCUCCUUCAGAGCGCUAAGAAACAAAUGUACAGGAUUGAUCAGGAAGUCUAAAUCAGAUUUCUAUCUAAAUGCAGUCACAGAGAACCUAAACAACCUUACCAAGUUCUGGAAGCUAUUCAAAUCAGUGUCAGGUCAUAAUGUAUUCUCUGGCCUUCCUGACCAUUUAAUGAUGGAUUCUAAUGAAGUGAAGGAUAAAGCUGAUAUUGUAGGGGUAUUUAACAAGCACUUCAUGUCUGCUGGUUCAGUUUUUGAUAAUGGUGGGGCCCAGGCCUCUAAUGUAAGCGCUGUUACAGUAAACUAUGAUAUAGGCCCUCAUGUGAACCAUUUUAACUUUGAGCCUGUUUCUUAUGCUAAGGUCUAUAAAGCACUAAAGGCAAUAGACACUAAAAGGUCUGCAGGCCCAGACAACCUGGAUCCCUACCUCUUUUAAAGACAGCAGCUGGUAUUAAUACUGAACUUGUAGCUCACAUUUUCAACUUGAGUCUCUUGACCAAUUCCAUACCCAGCAUAUGGAAAUCGGCUUAUGUCCUCCCACUGCUAAAGGGUGGAGAUCCCUCAGAUGCUAAUAACUGUCGUCCGAUCUCCAAACUCCCUAUCCUGGCCAAAGUCUAUGAAUCCCUAGUGAACUCACAGUAAAAAACGUCUUAAUUGAAAAUAGCAUACUGAGCGGGGUUCAGUCUGGCGUUAGAUCGGGGCACCACAACUGCAGCUAUCGGGCCUUCCCAUUCUAGAGAAACAGGCGCCUCACAGGUCCUCAACUGGCAGGUCCUCAAUAGUACCCGCAAAACACCAGUCUCAACGUCAACAGUGAAGAGGCGACUCCGGGAUGCUGACCUUCUAGGCAGAGUUGCAAAGAAAAAACCAUAUCUCAGACUGGCCAAUAAAAAGAAAAGAUUGAGAUGGGCAGUCUGAGAUAUGGCUUUUUCUUUGCAACUCUGCCUAGAAGGUCAGCAUCCCGGAGUCGCCUCUUCACUGUUGACGUUGAGACUGGUGUUUUGCGGGUACUAUUGAGGACCUGCCAGUUGAGGACCUGUGAGGCGCCUGUUUCUCAAACUAGACACUAAUGUAUUUGUCCUCUUGCUCAGUUGUGCACCGGGGCCUCCCACUCCUCUUUCUAUUUUGGUUAGAGCCAGUUUGCGCUGUUCUGUGAAGGGAGUAGUACACAGCGUUGUAUGAGAUCUUCAGUUUCUUUGCAAUUUCUCACAUGGAAUAGUCUAAUUUCUCAGAACAAGAAUAGACUGACGAGUUUCAGAAGAAAAGUAUUUGUUUCUGGCCAUUUUGAGCCUGUAAUCGAACCCACAAUUGCUGAUGCUCCAGAUACACAACUAGUCUCAAGAAGGCCAGUUUGAUUGCUUCUUUAAUCAGCACAACAGUUUUCAGCUGUGCUAACAUAAUUGCAAAAGGGUUUUCUAAUGAUCAAUUAGCCUUUUAAAAUGGUAAACUUGGAUUAGCAAACACAACGUGCCAUUGGAACACAGGACUGAUGGUUGCUGAUAAUGGGCCUAUGUAGAUAUUCCAUAAAAAACCUGCCGUUUCCAGCUACAAUAGCCAUUUACAACAUGAACAAUGUCUACACUGUAUUUCUGAUCAAUUUGAUGUUAUUUUAAUGGACAAAAAAAUUGCUUUUCUUUCAAAAAGAAGGACAUUUUUAAAUGACCCCAAACUUUUCAACGGUAGUGUACAUAAAAGCAGGGUGACUAGGCGUAAGGAUAGUUCAUAAUAAGAGUAAGAUAAAGAACAGAGUAGCAGCAGCAUAUGAUGAGUGUGAAAGUGUGUAUGACUAAUGUGUGUAACUAGUCCCCUUAUUGUAAAUAAACCAUCUGCUUUGAAUCUCUCCCCCAGAAAUGCAUUGGUUUGCAGCCAUGAUCACCUCACACUCUUCCUCACGUUGGUUUCGGGACUGGAGUUCAUUCGCUUUGAUCUGGAGUUGGUCAGUAUUAGACAGUGCUUUGAAACAAUUAGAACUCAUAUUAAAUCACUUCAUUUACAAAAGUCCAACAAGAAAAUGUAAGAAGAAAAAAAAAAAAAGUACCAUCAUGCUCAACCAAAGAAUCUAAACAUAGUCUUUGGAUUGUGUGUAAAACCAAUAAAUAAUUCAGUCAAAAAGAGAUAUGUAAUGUAACAUCAACAACACUCUCAAACCCCCAUUGUUUUCUGGGUGUUAGGAUGUCCCCUACUUGGAUGUGGCACCCUACAUGCCGGAGUACUACAAGCCCCAGAAUCUGCUGGACUUUGAGGAGUGCCUCCCCAGCUCGGACAGCCUUUCUCUGCACUCCUUCACCUCCCUCACCUCUACCAACCUGGAGUGGGACGACAGCGCCAUCGCCCCGUCCAGCGAAGGUCAGAGGCUCCACCUCUUCUCUGUCUUAUGCUGUGUCACUAGCUUAAUUCAUAGGCUGGUUUGUCAAGUAAUGGAGUAUUGAUGCUAAAGUUGGAUCGAUUAGGAAGACACUUGUGGCUCAUGGGUUAUUAUGUAGAAAUAAUAGCCUAGCACUCACGUUGAAGUGCUGUUCAUUGAGCACAUAGCACAGUAUAUGAGCUCCAUUGUGUGAAUGCUUUAUCUCCUGUCACUUUCCAUAAACCAUUGAGCCACAUUGAGCCCCCAUUUAUGUGUAGUUUUCUGUCUGCCUUGCCAUACCAGUAACUGUUCUCAUCAUGUGUAUCAUAUUUCUCUCAUAUGUCACAUUUUCUAUGUAUGUCUCGGGCCUUCCCGUUCUAACGUUGAGUCUUAUCCCUCCUUUUUUAGAUUAUGAUUUCGGUGACAUCUUCCCCGUGUUGCAGCCAACUGCAGACUGGGAAGGUGGGACAUGGUACCCCUCCCCUAUCCUCCCUUCCUCCGUUCUCAACUCUUCUCCACCCUCCCUCCCCGCUCACAGCAUCAUGCAUGUCCUCCAUCCCACAGUGUGUGCUGAAUGCAUGCUGGUCCUCUGUGUGUAGUCAGUGGUUUAAUUUGAGUAUCUUAAUUGCAAUAUCAAUACUGAUAAAGAACAAGCAGCUAGCUAAUGCUAAGAGGGAAAUGGUAGAGAAGGCAAUCAAAGGGCUUCUGAUUUAUGCACUUUAGUUUAUUGGGAAGUAGGCUAGAUGGAUUUGUAAUAAUAUUAAAAUCCACUGUCGCUGUGCUUUUACACUUAUCUUUUAAGACACUACUGAAUCAAACGUCAAUUGUCCUCAAUAUUACAUGUGUAGAGUAUUAAGGGAUAAAUUGCAUAAUGAUGCUUAGUUGUAAAAAAUAUUUAAUUUUAGGGGCAUUUUUGGCUCACUAUGCAAGAAAAUAUGAUGUGGCACUAUUGCCAACAUUUCAUGCGAUUUUAUUGACAGGUAAGUUACAGUGGGGGAAAAAAGUAUUUAGUCAGUCACCAAUUGUGCAAGUUCUCCCACUUAAAAAGAUGAGAGGCCUAUAAUUUUCAUCAUAGGUACACGUCAACUAUGACAGACAAAAUGAGAAAAAAAAUCCAGAAAAUCACAUUGUAGGAUUUUUUUAUGAAUUGAUUUGCAAAUUAUGGUGGAAAAUAAGUAUUUUGUCAAUAACAAAAGUUUCUCAAUACUUUGUUAUAUACCCUUUGUUGGCAAUGACACAGGUCAAACAUUUUCUGUAAGUCUUCACAAGGUUUUCACACACUUUUGCUGGUAUUUUGGCCCAUUCCUCCAUGCAGAUCUCCUCUAGAGCAGUGAUGUUUUGGGGCUGUCGCUGGGCAACACAGACUUUCAAUUUUCUAUGGGGUUGAGAUCUGGAGACUGGCUAGGCCACUCCAGGACCUUAAAAUGCUUCUUACGAAGCCACUCCUUCGUUGCCCGGGCAGUGUGUUUGGGAUCAUUGUCAUGCUGAAAGACCCAGCCACGUUUCAUCUUCAAUGCCCUUGCUGAUGGAAGGAGGUUUUCACUCAAAAUCUCACGAUACAUGGCCCCAUUCAUUCUUUCCUUUACACGGAUCAGUCGUCCUGGUCCCUUUGCAGAAAAACAGCCACAAAGCAUGAUGUUUCCACCCCCAUGCUUCACAGUAGGUAUGGUGUUCUUUGGAUGCAACUCAGCAUUCUUUGUCCUCCAAACACGACGAGUUGAGUUUUUACCAAAAAGUUCUAUUUUGGUUUCAUCUGACCAUAUGACAUUCUCCCAAUCCUCUUCUGGAUCAUCCAAAUGCACUCUAGCAAACUUCAGAUGGGCCUGGACAUGUACUGGCUUAAGCAGGGGGACACGUCUGGCACUGCAGGAUUUGAGUCCCUGGCGGCGUAGUGUGUUACUGAUGGUAGGCUUUGUUACUUUGGUCCCAGCUCUCUGCAGGUCAUUCACUAGGUCCCCCCGUGUGGUUCUGGGAUUUUUGCUCACCGUUCUUUUGAUCAUUUUGACCCCACGGGGUGAGAUCUUGCGUGGAGCCCCAGAUCGAGGGAGAUUAUCAGUGGUCUUGUAUGUCUUCCAUUUCCUAAUCAUUGCUCCCACAGUUGAUUUCUUCAAACCAAGCUGCUUACCUAUUGCAGAUUCAGUCUUCCCAGCCUGGUGCAGGUCUACAAUUUGGUUUCUGGUGUCCUUUGACAGCUCUUUGGUCUUGGCCAUAGUGGAGUUUGGAGUGUGACUGUUUGAGGUUGUGGACAGGUGUCUUUUAUACUGAUAACAAGUUCAAACAGGUGCCAUUAAUACAGGUAACGAGUGGAGGACAGAGGAGCCUCUUAAAGAAGAAGUUACAGGUCUGUGAGAGCCAGAAAUCUUGCUUGUUUGUAGGUGACCAAAUACUUAUUUUCCACCAUAAUUUGCAAAUAAAUUCAUUAAAAAUACUACAAUGUGAUUUUAUGGAUUUAUUUUCCUCAUUUUGUCUGUCAUAGUUGUCGUGUACCUAUGAUGAAAAUUACAGGCCUCUCUCAUCUUUUUAAGUGGGAGAACUUGCACAAUUGGUGGCUGACUAAAUACUUUUUUUCCCCACUGUAUUUUCUAAGCAGACAUUUCUAUGCACUGGUGAAUUGUUAAUGUUGUCAAUCAUGUUUUAAUGAACCACGCAACAUGUUUCUCUUUGGAGACAUGAUCCUAAAGCUCACGCAGCAUUGAUAUGGAAUAAAACUAGAGAACUGCAAUGCCUGAUAGUUAGUACUCACUCUGUUUGGUGUCUGCUGGCAUAUAUGUGGAAUGUCCUCUAUUUCUCUUUGGAACCAUUGGAUUGCAUGGCUUUGUUCAAGGUUCAACCCUGCCUUUAUAGCUUCUGUCACCAACUGUAGCAUGUACUGUAGCACUGUCACUGCAUUCAUUUGACAUAGUUUAAUGUACUGCUGAUAUGUCGUGUUGAUAGACUUCAACAACACCAAUAAAGCACCUGUUCGAACAGAUAAUAAUAACAAAUCCUUAAACAAUUUGACAGACUGUGUGCCCUAUAUGAACGUGUAAGCUAUGGUAGGAAGGUUGAACCAAGGCGUAUGUCACUCAACAAGCUUGUCUUUUUUUCUGCCUGCCUGUCUUUGUCCUGUGCAUCCUGUGGGAAAUGUGUGGUUAGCCCUCACCCCUGUCCCUGUCAAAGGACCACCAGUAUCCAUUCUCAUUUAUUUGGACACAGUGUGUACAGUAUUUGUGGCAUACUGUAUGUGUGAUUGUUCUGCUAUUUUGAUUACCGUGUGUGUUUCUCCCGUCCUGCCACAGAGGGUGAUCUCACCGACCCGGUCAUCUGUCCUCGCUCCAGCGCCUCAGACUCUCAGACGGUCUUCAACGACUCUGUGAUUCUCCGGGCGGCCGCUGCCGUCAUCCCAGUGAGGGGAACGCCCCCGCCCCGCUGCCCCACCUUCAGACUCAACCCCUUCAACGAGGACUCGGACACCAACACCUCGGCCGACAUCACGCCCGUCCACACGGCCAGCCGCCACCACCACGACACCACCACCACCGUGGAUGACACGGAGAGCACCAGCAACGAGCUGGAGGUUAUCAGGUACAGCACAGCACACACUCCUAACAUUAGCCUCUGGCUAAAACUCCAUGAUAUUUAGCCUAGUUAGCUGGUUAGCCACUAACUGGUUAUCAGGUUUAGGUUGCCCUCACUUUUUCUCAGCCUCAACACACAGAGCUUGGAGUUCCAACUUAAUUUUAGCUCACAGACAUCGAGGUUAUCAGAUCAAGCGAAGCCCUCAUUUAUUGGCACACUCAUACAGGUCAACAUGUCCCCUAGCUUUUUGGCUUGUGAAAUGUUAUGAAUUUAUACAAUGGACCUAGGAGGAGUACACAUGGACUAACCAUUAUGACAUGCUGCUUUCCAUUCCACCAGGAUGGCCAGACGAAGGAAGCCAGCCAAGAAGCGCCGUGUUGUGAAGGGCUCCAGUGACUCCACGGUGUGCGGUGAACAGAACACAGUGGCCUCCGAGCAAGCGGAGGUAGACGACGGAACCCAGGCUGGGUGUGAGGGAGAGGGGCUGGAUGGAGACUCCUGGAGCCCCUCUGUGGGGCCGCCGCAGGGCUCAGGGGCCGAGACGGUGAAGAGAAGGAGCAGGAGAGGGACGGGUGAGAAGGAAGGCCAGGAGGAGGAUGAGUCAGAGGGUCUCCUGCGGCUGCCGGAGAUGAUGGACACCUCCAUGGACAGUGUGGGCCAGCCCCUACAUGACGUUAUGGACCUGCUCAACGGAGCUCUGGACGGGGGGGGGGCCUGGUGGCAACCAGACGAAGAGGAAGAAGAGGGGGAGAAGACCCAUCAGAGAUCCCUCCCAAGAAGGUCCUCCUCCGCCAGUCCUGAGGCCAACUCCUAUCCCCCGGGGCAGAAGCCUUUUCGAGGGGAUUCGAUUGUUGAGCCGCCUGAUCCGGAAGCCGGGCCCCCCCCCCUGCUGCGCCCUGCUCUGGCCUCGAGCCCAAACUUCCUGCAGGCCCCUCCGGCCCCUGCAGACUUUUACUGCUUUAUCCCCAACAGUCCAGAUGCUGGUACCACUCGUGGUGGCCACCUUGACGCUGCAGGGCAUGGCCAGCCGCAGGCUCUUCCUGGUGGCCAUGAAGAUGAGGGAGAGGCAGAGACACCACCAGGACAGGACCCCUUCUUAGAGGAGGAAGAGGAGGCAGUGGUGGUCGAGAAUGGAUUGGCUGCUGGAGAAACUGAAGAGGAGGCGGAAGAGGACAGGCUCAGUCCAAAAGAAAACUGCCAUUCUGCAGAAUUCAAGUGAGUUGGGUGAAACCUGAAUGAAACCUUUUUAAUACUUAAGAGUCUAAGCUGGGGGGGUGGGGGUGGGGGGGGGGGGGGGGGGGGUCUACUAAGCUAACAUAUAGAAUUGUUUUAAGAUGGUCAUACCAAGGAUAAUUGAGCUAUUUCAUUUAGAAUUGUAGGACCUAUUUAGGUAUCAAAAAAAUAUAUACUUUUUUUAUUUGAAACAUUGAAUUUGGUCUUAGUGUUAUUAGCCCAUAGAAACACAUUGAAUAUCAGAUUAAUACAUGGAAAAACAGAUGGUCUGUCCUAUAUCUGAGCGAUUAUACGAAAAAUCUAGAUUAUUAUAUAUAAUUUUUUACCAAUAUUUAACAAAUGUUUUGGGGCACUAAACUACUUCCAUAAUACACUGAGUGAACAAAACAUUAGGAACACCUGCUCUUGACCAGGGGAAUCCAUGUGAAAGCUAUGAUCCCUUAUUGAUGUCACUUGUUAAAUCCACUUCAAUCAGUGUAGAUGAAGGGGAGGAGACAGGUUAAAGAAGAGUUUUUAAGACUUGAGACAUGGACUGUGUAUGUUUCAAGUACAGUGAAAUGCCUUUCUUGCGAACUCAAAACCCAACAAUGCAAUAAUCAAUAAUAAUGUAAUACUAGUAAAACACACGAGAAAUAAGAAGGAAUAUGAAGAACACAAUAACUAAGUAAGCAUACUAUAUACAUGGUCAGAUCCAAUACCAUAUUUACAAGGUGUAGGGAUACUGGAGUGAUGGAGGGUAGAUACAGUAUGGAUAGGGGUAAGGUGACUAGGCAACAGGAUAUAAGAUAAACAGAGUAGCAGCAGCUUGUAUGUGAGUGGGUGUGUGUGUGUAUAAUUGUAUGUGCAUAUUAUGUGUUAGUGAGCAGAUAAUGGAGUGAGUGUGUAGGGCCUGUGAGUGUGCGUAUAGACAGUGUAAAAAUAAAAGGUCAAUAAAGAUACAAGGUUAACUCAGUCCGUGUAGCUAUUUUGUUAGCUAUUUAUCAGUCUUAUUGCUUGGGGAUAGAAGCUUUUCAAGAGCCUGUUGGUGUCAGACUUGAUGAACCGGUACCGCUUGCCGUGCGGAAGCAGAGAGAAUAGUCAAUGGCUUGGGUGGUUGGAGUCUUUAACGAUUUUCCAGGCCUUCCUUCCACACCGCCUGAUAUACAGUGGGGGAAAAAAGUAUUUAGUCAGCCACCAAUUGUGCAAGUUCUCCCACUUAAAAAGAUGAGAGAGGCCUGUAAUUUUCAUCAUAGGUACACGUCAACUAUGACAGACAAAUUGAGAAAAAAAAUCCAGAUAAUUACAUUGUAGGAUUUUUUAUGAAUUUAUUUGCAAAUUAUGGUGGAAAAUAAUUAUUUGGUCACCUCCAAACAAGCAAGAUUUCUGGCUCUCACAGACCUGUAACUUCUUCUUUAAGAGGCUCCUCUGUCCUCCACUCGUUACCUGUAUUAAUGGCACCUGUUUGAACUUGUUAUCAGUAUAAAAGACACCUGUCCACAACCUCAAACAGUCACACUCCAAACUCCACUAUGGCCAAGACCAAAGAGCUGUCAAAGGACACCAGAAACAAAAUUGUAGACCUGCACCAGGCUGGGAAGACUGAAUCUGCAAUAGGUAAGCAGCUUGGUUUGAAGAAAUCAACUGUGGGAGCAAUGAUUAGGAAAUGGAAGACAUACAAGACCACUGAUAAUCUCCUUCGAUCUGGGGCUCCACGCAAGAUCUCACCCCGUGGGGUCAAAAUGAUCACAAGAACGGUGAGCAAAAAUCCCAGAACCACACGGGGGGACCUAGUGAAUGACCUGCAGAGAGCUGGGACCAAAGUAACAAAGCCUACCAUCAGUAACACACUACGCCGCCAGGGACUCAAAUCCUGCAGUGCAAGACGUGUUAAGCCAGUACAUGUCCAGGCCCGUCUGAAGUUUGCUAGAGUGCAUUUGGAUGAUCCAGAAGAGGAUUGGGAGAAUGUCAUAUGGUCAGAUGAAACCAAAAUAUAGCUUUUUGGUAAAAACUCAACUCGUCGUGUUUGGAGGACAAAGAAUGCUGAGUUGCAUCCAAAGAACACCAUACCUACUGUGAAGCAUGGGGGUGGAAACAUCAUGCUUUGGGGCUGUUUUUCUGCAAAGGGACCAGGACGACUGAUCCGUGUAAAGGAAAGAAUGAAUGGGGCCAUGUAUCGUGAGAUUUUGAGUGAAAACCUCCUUCCAUCAGCAAGGGCAUUGAAGAUGAAACGUGGCUGGGUCUUUCAGCAUGACAAUGAUCCCAAACACACCGCCCGGGCAACGAAGGAGUGGCUUCGUAAGAAGCAUUUCAAGGUCCUGGAGUGGCCUAGCCAGUCUCCAGAUCUCAACCCCAUAGAAAAUCUUUGGAGGGAGUUGAAAGUCUGUGUUGCCCAGCGACAGCCCCAAAACAUCACUGCUCUAGAGGAGAUCUGCAUGGAGGAAUGGGCCAAAAUACCAGCAACAGUGUGUGAAAACCUUGUGAAGACUUACAGAAAACGUUUGACCUGUGUCGUUGCCAACAAAGGGUAUAUAACAAAGUAUUGAGAAACUUUUGUUAUUGACCAAAUACUUAUUUUCCACCAUAAUUUGCAAAUAAAUUCAUUAAAAAUCCUACAAUGUGAUUUUCUGGAUUUUUUUUCCUCAUUUUGUCUGUCAUAGUUGACGUGUACCUAUGAUGAAAAUUACAGGCCUCUCUCAUCUUUUUAAGUGGGAGAACUUGCACAAUUGGUGGCUGACUAAAUAAUUUGUUUCCCCACUGUACGUGUUAGUGAGAGUCUCACCUUUCCAUAGAGGGGUCAUAUUAGUGUGUAUCCCAAACUGCCCAUGCAAAAAGCCCAUGCAAAAAAAAUAAAGACUGAUUUUGAUGGUGAUUUUUGUUAUUAUGCUAAUUCGAUUUCCUCAUGGGGCGCGGAAAUCGAUUCUGGCGGGUUUUAAAGGCACAAUGUCUUGGAAAUAUGUUUUUCUUGAAUGUCCGCCUGAUUUCAGUUUGUAACAUAACAAGCAGUGUAGAGAAUCAUUGUACCAUCUUUUUCAAUAACAAAAAAUAUAUCUUGGCCUAUAUCUAGUUUAGCUGUAUGAGUUUUAUGUACAAAACUGAAUGUAAAAAUAAAUAAUACAUUAAACUUACUGAAGGGAAGCAAUCAGAAUUACAGAUCUAUAACUAGCAGUCGGAUCGUACACAAUUACAUAAUGGACUUUUAAGCCUUUUUUGGGGCAAUUGUGAUUCUGUGUGGCUUUUUCAGGGUGGACAACAAUCACCUGCUACUGCUCAUGAUCCACGUCUUCAGAGAGACUGAGGAGCAGCUCUUCAAG
Coregonus sp. 'balchen' is the source of this 16542-nucleotide messenger RNA. NCBI's taxonomy places the organism in Eukaryota, Metazoa, Chordata, Actinopteri, Salmoniformes, Salmonidae. The record is from the annotation of a GenBank genome assembly.